AACAGUGAUAGUGCCAAAUCUCAUCCAUUUCAGCAUAGAGGAAAGAGUAGAAAGUGUGCCAACUUUGCUAAAGCUUCCUUUGGCAUCCCACUCUACAAGAUACCCUUUUAGUUUGUGAAGAAUUUUCUGACUUGCAAUGUCACAAUCGGUAGUGUAAAAGGGAAAAAACUUCAGCUUGAACAAAAUUUGAGGUAUUUGCCUGCAGCUUUUCCUACAGAUCUAAGCAUCUUUUUUCAUCAAAAUUUGCACACUUUUUGAAGCAGCUUCAAGUCUUUGGCCUUGAAGCAGUGAGUGUAUUCUGAGUCAAUGAUCAUGGAUAAAGCAUAUAAACAUCAAAUCUGUUCCAUGCUAUGUUCCAAUUUGGUCAUUUUCCCAUCUGUCACCAUGGUUCUUGUUCUGGUCAUAUCAUACUUUUUCUUUUCAACUUCUAAAUCCUUCCCUUUCCUUCUCACAAUACAAAUUGCUCUAUUAUCCACCAUGUUACUUGUCAAACUGAUAAGGAGAAUAAGGGACAAAGAUGAAAAUCUAAUCCAAAAUGGGCUACAGCCUUUGCUGGAUGUUACUCAUAGUGAGGUUAACCAAGAAAGUGGAACUGCAGAGAACCAUGAGGAUGGUGAAUCUGAAGCACAUUCAGACUAUUUAUUUCCAUCAGAUUGUGAAAGCAGCAACUUCUCUAUCAUGGAUGGAACUUUUGAGCUGAAUAUUGAAGACCAUAGGCUACAAGAUGAUUUGCUGUCAGAUUAUUCUCUUCCUUCAGAUAGUGAAAGCAGUGAUGGCUCAAUAUUGGAGGAAAGUUUUGAGAUGCAUCAGAAAGGAAAUCAAAAUGAGGAUAUUUCUGAUAGCUUGGCUUCUGAUGAUUAUGAGGGUGAGGAUGAAGAGGAUAGUCUGAUUGAAAUCAACCUUCCAAGCAGCCACUUUCCUGACUUGAAUGAAGAUCCUAAGCAAAAGGUGCAAUCUAAGUUGCCAGAGUUCAUGCUAGAUUCCAUUUUCAAGCAGCAAGGCCUAAUGGAGCUCUUAGCAGAAUUCAAUGACAUGAAUGAGGAUGAAAACUUGAUUGAGAUUGAUAUUUCCAUGGGAAUGCAGAUUUCAGAUUGAAGCAGGAAUUGGCAUAUUUUGAAGAUGAUUGUGUUCUCAGUGAUUGAUCUAAGUAUUUUAACUUCUUGUUGAUGUUGAGCAAGAUUUUGUUCUUGCUAAUAAACUUGGCAUUUUUAUU
This is a messenger RNA of Vigna umbellata (rice bean), 1213 nucleotides long. The record is from RefSeq and is a predicted model, not a curated record. NCBI's taxonomy places the organism in Eukaryota, Viridiplantae, Streptophyta, Magnoliopsida, Fabales, Fabaceae.